GCCCCCAGCGCCCCCCGGUCGCCCUGGAGGGAUUUCGGAUGCUGCGCCGCGGCCGCCUUCCCGCGUAGACCCGGACGAAGAGUCGCAGCCAACUCUCUCGGGCGCCUGCGUUCCGCCCCGGAGGGAGCCGGCGCCGCGCGAAGGGCUUCUCCCGCGGCUCAUGCGGCCGGCCCUGCGCCUGCCCCGCCUCGGCUGAGCCGCCUCCGGAGGGACGCGGGACCCAGCUGCAGCCCCGGGCGCGCGCCGGAGGCAUGGAGCGCGGCCCCGGCCUGGGGGUCACCCUCUACGCCCUGGUGGUGGUCCUGGGGCUGCGCGCCGCGCCGGCCGGCGGCCAACACUACCUCCACAUCCGCCCGGCUCCCAGCGACAACCUGCCCCUGGUGGACCUCAUUGAACACCCGGACCCUAUCUUUGACCCCAAGGAGAAGGAUCUGAACGAGACGCUGCUGCGCUCGCUGCUCGGGGGCCACUACGACCCGGGCUUCAUGGCCACCUCGCCCCCCGAGGACCGGCCCGGUGGGGGCGGGGGCGCAGCCGGGGGCGCCGAGGACCUGGCCGAGCUGGACCAGCUGCUGCGGCAGCGGCCGUCGGGGGCCAUGCCGAGCGAGAUCAAAGGGCUGGAGUUCUCGGAGGGCUUGGCCCAGGGCAAGAAGCAGCGGCUAAGUAAGAAGCUGCGGAGGAAGUUACAGAUGUGGCUGUGGUCGCAGACCUUCUGCCCGGUGCUGUACGCCUGGAACGACCUGGGCAGCCGCUUUUGGCCGCGCUACGUGAAGGUGGGCAGCUGCUUCAGCAAGCGCUCCUGCUCCGUCCCCGAGGGCAUGCUUUGCAAGCCGUCCAAGUCGGUGCACCUCACCGUGCUGCGGUGGCGCUGUCAGCGGCGCGGGGGCCAGCGCUGCGGCUGGAUUCCCAUCCAGUACCCCAUCAUCUCCGAGUGUAAGUGCUCGUGCUAGAACUCGGGGGGACCUGCUGCCCGCACCCGGACACUUGACGGAUCCCCAUCGACGCCCCAAACCGCCUCCAACCAGACCCACCACCCUCUAACGAGGGUUUUCAAUGAACUUUUUUUUUUUUUUCUGGCUACGGAGACCUAGCUUUCUGGUUGAUGUAAUGCACUGUUUAACUGUGUAGGAAUGUAUAUGUGUGUGUAUAUACGGUCCCAGUUUUAAUUUACUUAUUAAAAGGUCAGUAUUAUACGUUAAAAGUUACCGGCUUCUACUGUAUUUUUAAAAAAAACUUAAGCAAAAGUUAAAAAAAAAAAAAAAAGAA
Messenger RNA from Heterocephalus glaber (naked mole-rat), 1266 nucleotides. RefSeq names its product noggin (gene Nog). NCBI's taxonomy places the organism in Eukaryota, Metazoa, Chordata, Mammalia, Rodentia, Bathyergidae. Gene Ontology annotation, biological process: negative regulation of cell differentiation; dorsal/ventral pattern formation; osteoblast differentiation. The record is from RefSeq and is a predicted model, not a curated record.